AUGGCAUUCCAUAGUCUUCCCGCUGGAUAUUAUCCUCCCCAAGGACCACAAAGACCGUCACCUAUUUCUUAUGAACAGAACCCUCCUUCUUACAUGCAGAGCAAUGCCUUUGCGACUCCUUAUGUUCAACAGAAGCCUUCUCCAAUGACUACACCUCAAUACUCAUAUGACCCGCCUGAUUCCUCUUCUCCCGGGCGUCCUAACUCGUCCUCCACUACUUCAAAUCCACAAACCUCAACGCAAUCAGCAACCAGUAGCAUGACAAAAUUAUUCGGUCUCAAUGAAGAAGUUCAAGUGCAAAUUGAAGGCCGCAGAUGGGUCAUCGGUAUAAUCAUUAGCGUAUUAUCUCUCUUCGAUAGACUGGGCUAUGGCUACAGGGUCAAGUAUGCCAGUACGAACGGUCGGUGGAAAGAAGGCGCUUUUCCCGUUGACCACAUCCAACCCAGGCAUUAG
This is a messenger RNA of Desarmillaria tabescens, 453 nucleotides long. RefSeq lists its product as uncharacterized. Bases 1 to 453 code for a protein of 150 amino acids. The record is from RefSeq and is a predicted model, not a curated record. The transcript is spliced from 4 exons. NCBI's taxonomy places the organism in Eukaryota, Fungi, Basidiomycota, Agaricomycetes, Agaricales, Physalacriaceae.